Messenger RNA from Funneliformis geosporum, 417 nucleotides. NCBI's taxonomy places the organism in Eukaryota, Fungi, Glomeromycota, Glomeromycetes, Glomerales, Glomeraceae. The record is from the annotation of a GenBank genome assembly.
AUGACACAUCAUAAAAGUAUUGGUUCUUCGAAUCAUGAAAAGGAUAAACAAGAGAAUUUAUGUUAUUCCGUAUCAUUAUUGGAUAUGGCGUCCUCAUGGGAGCGAGAUAUUGAAAUAAAUUUACGAUUUUUACAAUUUCCCAUCAUUAUUAAACUUGCAUUAUGCUUUGCACCUCCAACGCCAAUAGAACAUACGAUUACAUGUCAUAAUGCUGAAGUUUUAUUACUCGUUGAGGCGGCAUUAUUCUCAAGGUUACAAGAUUUUUGUAUAGAUAAUCCUCCGACAAGUUCCGAAUCAUCCGUUUCAUCUUCAAUGAAAUCAAACGUGACGAUCAAUAAAUCUGAUCAACCAAACGAGAUGAAUUCCACAGAUAAUAAAGAGGAAGCAACUAUUGAAGAAAUCUUGGUGAUUGGAUAA